Folsomia candida is the source of this 1937-nucleotide messenger RNA. RefSeq names its product zinc finger protein 525-like. The transcript has 2 exons. Gene Ontology annotation, molecular function: DNA-binding transcription factor activity; RNA polymerase II cis-regulatory region sequence-specific DNA binding. Gene Ontology annotation, biological process: regulation of transcription by RNA polymerase II. Lineage: Eukaryota; Metazoa; Arthropoda; Collembola; Entomobryomorpha; Isotomidae. The record is from RefSeq and is a predicted model, not a curated record. Bases 275 to 1255 code for a protein of 326 amino acids.
UAUCUCGAGGGAGACAGAAAUCAGAAAGCUCCCCGACAAUCAGCAGCUCACUUCUUGCUCAAGAAAUUUCUUCAAAUUUUAAACAUUUCCACGCAGUUCACAUCGACAAAAAACGUCUCCUGAAAACUGGCGAGGAGCCUGAAACGUACGAUUCGACGAGGGACAAAUUUGUUACUCCGGAACACACGGUGCACCCCCAAAUUUUUAAAAAAACGAGCCAUUGAGAAAGAGAUUGUUAGGGGGGAAACUUCCGAGCAGAACGAGACGUUAAGGGAUGGAGGUCAACCAGAAAUUGGUCACACGACAAAAAGCGCUCGCCCCCACAAUGGAGAAAGGGGACCGUUUUCUUCCUCACUCCGUCCAACCACGUCCCACACCACGUGACGAUGACGACGUGCAGUCCCCUUCAGCCAAGAAAUCAGCUUCAGUUGGCAGAAAUGGCGUGGGGCCUGGUCGUCACGUGGUGGAGAAAAUAUUUCCAUGCAAAAUAUGCCUGCGUCCCUUCACCAGCAAAACAAGUGCUCACCUCCACGCCCGCACCCACUUCAACCGCGACGAGCUGGAGCGGUCCUCACUUUUCCAUGAGAAGUGCCCCCACUGCGCAAAAGCAUUUUUCACUCGUCGCCACUUUACCGACCAUCUCUUCGUCCACCUGAGUCCUGAGGAGCGCGCGGAGGUGCGGCAGGGCUGGCGACACGGCUGUUACUUCUGCAGCAAACGGUUCGAAGCUCCGUCCCAACUUGGUCGUCAUGUUGUGACCCACACGAAGGAAAAAUUGGGCGGAAGAUGUCACCCGUGUCGAAAAACGUUGUCCUCCCAACAAGAUCUGGCCAGACAUCGGUUCCUCCAUCUCUCCGAAGACGAGAAGGUCACCCUCGUGAAGCAAGGUUCGGGUCGAGUCUGCCUCUUUUGUCAGAAGAAAUUUCGCGAUAACGCAACUUAUCAUCGCCACCUGGACUCCCACACGAAGGAGAAACCUUUCCCCUGCGACCAAUGUGGGGCGCUGUUUGGUCGUAAUUCUGACUUAAAAUUGCACAAGCGGAUUCAUACUUCGAACCCAAAACCGUUCAAAUGCGACGAAUGCGACCAAGUGUUCAGUCAAAAACAAAGUCUGACCAGACACAAGAAGAUAGUUCACCGGAAGCUGAAGGACAUCGCGUGUCCCGAGUGCCCCAAGAUGUUCGGGAGGAAGGGUGUCAUGAUGCAGCAUGUGAACAGGGUUCAUGCCAAAAUCCGGCUCCCUUGCCCCCACUGAGGGAGGACGUUCAAGAGCAAAUAUUAUCUUGGGAGGCAUUUGAGAAGUUUCAUCCCUCAGCAGAUUAACGUAAACGCAUGAAAUGUUUUACAGGUUUUGUAUAACUUUAUUUUCCCGAUUUGAUAAAAGUCGCAUAAGGGAUUGUCUAUAUAUUACGGCAUCAUUUUCAAGACGGGAGGAUAAGAAAUUUUAACUAAAUUAAAUUAUUGAGUUGUAAAGAUUACAUAUUUUUUUGUUACCUUUUGAGGAUUUUUAUGUAGUAAAGUUAAUCUAUUUUAUGUAAAUCUCUGCAAAGCAAAUGCAGGGAUGGAACAGGGACGACGACGUAUUUCAUCGUGACGAGAAGAAGGCUCAAUUUUUGCAUCUUACUUAAAUCGUGCAGGGCUCAGGUUGCAUAUCUAAACGGACGAAGGUGAACUAAUAGUUCUGCAGAAAGUCUCAAUUUACAAAUAUCGCGAACCACAAUAAUUAUGAUUUGCGGAUAUUUGCCCCCCAUUAUAACCUACCCAUGAAAUGCUACCCGAGAUGAUCUGCCCCCCAUUAUAUCCUACCCCACCAAUUUUCACUUUCUUCCUGCAAAUUAAAUCAAAAUAGAUACCCCGUUUUGCGUCGUAGUGCAACAUAACUGUUACUGUUUAUUAACGCAAAAUUAGUCAAAUAAUAAAUUCUAUAAUCAACACAU